Messenger RNA from Miscanthus lutarioriparius, 474 nucleotides. The record is from the annotation of a GenBank genome assembly. Lineage: Eukaryota; Viridiplantae; Streptophyta; Magnoliopsida; Poales; Poaceae.
AUGGCAUCUCACGGAGACGGCGGCAGCAGCCUCGUCUGCGUGACGGGAGGCAGCGGCUUCGUUGGCUCCUGGCUCGUCCGCCUCCUCCUCGAUCGCGGUUACACCGUCCACGCCACCGUCAAGAACCUCGAGGACGAGAGCGAGACGAAGCACCUGCAGGCCCUGGAUGGAGCGGACUCGCGACUCCGGCUGUUCCAGAUGGACCUCCUCGAACCCGACUCCGUGCGGCCGGCGGUCGAGAGCGCCCGCGGCGUCUUCCACGUUGUUUCUCCGGUCAUCCUGCAUCCUACACAGGACCCUGAGAAUGAGCUGGUGGAGCUUGCGCUGAAGGGCACGCUGAGCGUCCUCCGCGCCGCGAAAGAGUGUGGAGUCGGCCGUGUUGUCAUGGUGUCAUCGCAGACGGCCAUGGUGCCAAAUCCUGCGUGGCCUGCUGACAAGGUCGUAGAUGAGGACUCCUGGGUCGACAUCGAGUAG